AUGCAUUCCCCUCUUUCCCUCUCGGUUCUCUUCGCCCUCCUGGGGCUCGCGAGCGCACAGUUCAACUUCUUCGAGCAAAUGUUCGGUGGUGGCGGCGGCGGCCAGCAGCAACACCAGCAGCAGCAGAACGUCCCCUCAGAUGCUUCAUUCUACAGGUCACAAGUCGACAGAGCGUACUGUAGCAAUUACCUAUGCCCCGACACCCUCGCCUGCGUCCACUUCCCACACCAUUGCCCCUGCGCGUGGCCUAGUCACGAGGACAAGUUUGAGCUUGCGGACGGACAGCGGGUCUGUGUGUCCAAGGGGGGUUUCAAAGAAGGAGAGGCGGCUCGAAAGGUUGAGUUGGCGAGAAAGGGGUUGUUAUGA
Molecule: messenger RNA, 366 nt
Organism: Cryphonectria parasitica EP155
Lineage: Eukaryota; Fungi; Ascomycota; Sordariomycetes; Diaporthales; Cryphonectriaceae
Exons: 2
Coding region: 1-366 (121 amino acids)
Source: RefSeq, a predicted model, not a curated record